AUCUAUAAAAGUGAUGGGAAGGUGGGGGCCAGGUUCCAUUCCCGGCAGGUCUUUCUGGGAGAGCUGUAGGGUUGUAAGAGGCAAAGGGAACAAGCGCUUUGCCUUUUCUCGUCUUUGAAGCCCUCGCCAGUCAGGUGCCAGCCAUGCCAUUCUCAAACAGCCACAACCUCCUGAAGUGCAAGUACUCUGCGGAGGAUGAAUAUCCCGAUCUGAGUGUCCACAACAACCAUAUGGCUAAAGUGUUGACCUUGGAAUUGUAUGCCAAGCUGAGGGACAAAAAGACUGCUAGCGGCUGCACCGUGGAUGAUGUGAUUCAAACUGGGGUGGACAACCCAGGGCACCCCUACAUUUUGACAGUAGGAUGUGUAGCCGGUGAUGAGGACUGCUACGACGUGUAUAAGGAACUCUUUGACCCCAUUAUUGAAGACCGACAUGGAGGCUACAAGCCUACAGACCAGCACAAGACGGACCUGAAUGCCGAUAACGUGCAGGGUGGCGACGACCUGGAUCCCAACUACGUCCUGAGCUCACGUGUCCGAACUGGUCGGAGCAUCCGUGGCUUUUGCCUGCCGCCUCAUUGCAGCCGAGGAGAGAGGCGUGCUAUCGAGAAGCUGUCCGUGGAAGCUUUGGCUAGCCUGGAAGGGGACCUGAACGGGAGGUACUAUGCUCUGAAAAACAUGACGGAUGCGGAACAGCAGCAGCUCAUUGAUGACCACUUCCUCUUUGACAAGCCGGUCUCUCCUCUGCUCUUAGCCUCCGGAAUGGCACGCGACUGGCCUGAUGGCCGGGGCAUCUGGCACAAUGACAACAAGACAUUCCUUGUGUGGAUCAACGAGGAAGAUCACCUUAGAGUUAUUUCUAUGCAGAAAGGUGGAAAUAUGAAGGAAGUUUUCACCCGCUUCUGUACUGGGCUAACGCAGAUUGAAAAUGUCUUCAAAUCCAAAAACUACGAAUUCAUGUGGAACCCUCACCUGGGCUACAUCCUGACCUGUCCAUCCAACCUCGGGACAGGGCUCCGUGCCGGAGUGCACAUUAAGCUACCCCACCUGGGCAAGCAUGAGAAAUUUGGCGACAUCCUCAAGAAGCUGAGGCUGCAGAAACGGGGCACAGGUGGAGUGGACACGGCUGCGGUGGGAGGUGUGUUUGAUGUCUCCAACGCCGACCGCCUUGGGUUCUCUGAGGUGGAGCUGGUACAGAUGGUGGUUGACGGGGUGAAGCUGCUGAUCGAAAUGGAGAAGCGCCUUGAGAAAGGCCAGUGCAUUGACGACCUCAUCCCAGCUCAGAAAUGAAAAGCACUUUAACACCCCAGCUCUCCCCCAUGCUUCUUCCUAACUUAUUGGAUAAUUAAUUAAAAAAAAAAUGAUGCUCCAAUCAAAAUCCUGGAGUCGAAAGAGAAAUUCCCACUUAGUAACACUUGUAGAAAGUCUUCCAUCCAUAUGUGUUAGAGUUUAUUUUUUUGAUGGCUGAAAUGUCACAGAGAAAAUGAAAUAAUAAAAACCAUUGUUUGGCCUGACAAAUGA
Messenger RNA from Podarcis raffonei (Aeolian wall lizard), 1520 nucleotides. It is a transcript of the gene CKB, whose product is annotated as creatine kinase B. Bases 144 to 1289 code for a protein of 381 amino acids. The transcript is spliced from 8 exons. Gene Ontology annotation, biological process: phosphocreatine biosynthetic process. NCBI's taxonomy places the organism in Eukaryota, Metazoa, Chordata, Lepidosauria, Squamata, Lacertidae. Gene Ontology annotation, molecular function: creatine kinase activity. The record is from RefSeq and is a predicted model, not a curated record.